Tricharina praecox is the source of this 542-nucleotide messenger RNA. RefSeq lists its product as uncharacterized. The transcript has 3 exons. The record is from RefSeq and is a predicted model, not a curated record. The coding region runs from base 149 to 508 and encodes 119 amino acids. Lineage: Eukaryota; Fungi; Ascomycota; Pezizomycetes; Pezizales; Pyronemataceae.
ACUAGCUCCGACAGGUUACAUACAGACAACCCGGGGUGGGCGCGCCUUGGUUAGCCCUUGUGUUACGGCGACUGAUCAAUCAUUGAAAAUCGGAUCCCAUAGGCGCAGAUCCCAGCUGCGGCGGAGACGACGACGUGGUGUGGUGGUGAUGAUGCCGGCUGGCGGUGGUGGUGGUGAUGAUGCUGGCGUUGAUGGCGGUGACGGCGGGAAACCGGCCAUGGACCACCCGAGCGCGUUGACAGCCGAUAUGCCACUUACUCUACGCAUUCUGUGCGUGUACAGAGUUAUGCGUGUAUGCGUGUAUGCGUGUGCGUGUGUGUGUGUGUCUCUGUGUGAGGUGGGAGGCAGGCUGGCUAUACUAGUACUUGACGAGUGCUACUCUGCCGGCGAAGCGCAGUUCUCCCUUCCCUUCCCUUUCUUUUUUUCUCUUUCUUUCCGUCCGCUUCUUUCCCCCUGGAUUCGGGCGUCACUGGCGAUGCUACUGCUGCUGCUGGGCUGGCGAUGCUGAUGAAGAUGAAGAAGCGCCGGACCGGCUUCGAGUG